GCUGGGACGCCCAGCGUUGUACAAGCGGGACAAGCCAGACGGGUCGGCGUCCAAGGAAGUGGCUUCUGGAGAGGCUAGAGAUGCAAACAGUGGGGCGACAGCUGCUGAAGUUGAGGGGCCGAAGCCUGCGACCCAGUGAGUUCCUGGGGCAGCCCUGGCCUGUCCCUGCCCGUCGACCUUAUGCUAGUGGGACCACUCAGGCGGUUCUGGACAAAUCAGACACCCUCUCCUCAGAUGCUGCCACCAAAGAAAAACCAGCCAAGGCGGAAUCCAAGUCCUUUGCUGUGGGGAUGUUCAAAGGCCAGCUCAUCACUGAUCAGGUGUUCCCAUAUCCAUCAGUGCUCAACGAGGAGCAGACUCAGUUUCUCAAAGAGCUGGUGGGGCCUGUGGCCCGUUUCUUUGAGGAGGUGAACGAUCCUGCCAAGAAUGACACUCUGGAGCGAGUAGAAGAAACCACUUUGCAGGGGCUCAAGGAGCUGGGGGCCUUUGGUCUACAAGUGCCCAGUGAACUGGGUGGUGUGGGCCUCAGCAACACCCAGUACGCUCGCUUGGCAGAGAUUGUGGGCACACACGACCUUGGUGUGGGUGUUACCCUGGGGGCUCAUCAGAGCAUCGGUUUCAAAGGCAUCUUGCUGUUUGGCACAAAGGCCCAGAAAGAAAAAUACCUCCCCAAAGUGGCAUCUGGGGAGUCUAUAGCGGCCUUUUGUCUAACUGAACCCUCAAGUGGGUCAGACGCAGCCUCCAUCCGAAGCUCAGCUGUGCCCAGCCCCUGUGGAAAAUAUUUCACCCUCAAUGGAAGCAAGCUUUGGAUCAGUAACGGGGGCCUGGCAGACAUUUUCACGGUCUUUGCCAAGACACCAGUUACAGAUGCAGCCACGGGGGCUGUGAAAGAGAAGAUCACAGCUUUUGUCGUGGAAAGGAGCUUUGGAGGUGUCACCCAUGGACCUCCAGAAAAGAAGAUGGGCAUCAAGGCCUCAAACACUACAGAGGUGUACUUUGAUGGAGUUCGGGUGCCAUCAGAGAAUGUACUGGGUGAGGUUGGGGGUGGCUUCAAGGUCGCCAUGUACAUCCUCAACAAUGGAAGGUUUGGGAUGGCUGCAACACUGGCUGGCACCAUGAAAGCCAUCAUUGCCAAGGCGGUAGACCAUGCUGCUAAUCGUACCCAGUUUGGGGACAAAAUUCACAACUUUGGGCUGAUCCAGGAAAAGCUGGCUCGGAUGGCUAUGCUCCAGUAUGUGACUGAGUCCAUGGCUUACAUGCUGAGUGCCAACAUGGACCAAGGAUCCACAGAUUUCCAGAUUGAGGCUGCCAUCAGCAAAAUCUUUAGCUCGGAGGCUGCCUGGAAAGUGACAGACGAGUGCAUCCAAAUCAUGGGUGGCAUGGGCUUCAUGAAGGAGCCUGGGGUAGAGCGCGUGCUCCGAGAUACUCGCAUCUUCCGGAUUUUCGAGGGAACAAAUGACAUUCUUCGGCUGUUUGUGGCUCUUCAGGGCUGUAUGGACAAAGGCAAGGAACUCUCUGGGCUUGGCAAUGCCCUAAAGAAUCCUUUUGGGAAUGCUGGCCUCCUCCUAGGAGAGGCAGGGAAACAGCUGAGGCGGCGGGCAGGGCUGGGCAGUGGCCUGAGUCUCAGUGGAGUUAUCCACCCGGAGUUAAGUCAGAGUGGUGAGUUGGCAGUGCAGGCUUUGGAGCAGUUUGCCACUGUGGUGGAGGCCAAGCUGAUAAAACAUAAGAAAGGGAUUGUCAAUGAGCAGUUUCUGCUACAGCGCCUAGCCGACGGGGCCAUUGACCUUUAUGCCAUGGUGGUGGUUCUCUCCAGGGCCUCAAGAUCUCUGAAUAAGGGCUACCCUACAGCCCAGCAUGAAAAAAUGCUCUGUAACAGCUGGUGUAUUGAGGCUUCAGCUCGGAUCCGGGAAAACAUGGCUGCUCUGAAGUCCGACCCACGGCAGCAGGAACUCUUCCGUAACUUCAAAACCAUCUCCCAGGCAAUGGUGGAGCGAGGCGGUGUGGUCACCAGCAACCCCCUGGGCUUCUGAAUUCUCUCAACCAGGGCCUGACCACAUAGCUUCCCACCCUCCCCCCCAAUCCUGGGUGCCCUUGUUUACCCUUGGAGGGGGCCUGUGUUCCCAGGAUUGUGCCUGUUCACAGGAAUACUUGGUGCCUCACAAUACAGUUUC
Messenger RNA from Dipodomys ordii (Ord's kangaroo rat), 2171 nucleotides. It is a transcript of the gene Acadvl, whose product is annotated as acyl-CoA dehydrogenase, very long chain. Lineage: Eukaryota; Metazoa; Chordata; Mammalia; Rodentia; Heteromyidae. Gene Ontology annotation, molecular function: very-long-chain fatty acyl-CoA dehydrogenase activity; flavin adenine dinucleotide binding; fatty-acyl-CoA binding. The coding region runs from base 81 to 2030 and encodes 649 amino acids. The record is from RefSeq and is a predicted model, not a curated record. The transcript is spliced from 20 exons.